AACUAUUGUUAGCAAUACGCGGUGGGAUAGAUAGCCGGGCAAUUGGUUGCAGCUCCCAAAGAUUGUACUAUUGAAGACCCAUCCACUCAGCACUAUGUCUGGUGGGCCAGCGGUGCGUGUGAGCAUCGAGUCGUCAUGCGAGAAGCAGGUCCAGGAGGUUUCUCUGGACGGGACGGAAACCUACGUCCCGCCGCUCUCCAUGUCGCAGAACCUGGCCAAGCUCGCGCAGCGCAUCGAUUUCAGCCAGGGCUCCGACUCGGACGAAGAGGGGACAGAAGCGGAGAGCCGAGAGCUGGAGUGGACCAAACAGGAACAGGAGGAGGACGAGGGGACCGUGAAGUUCCAGCCGUCUCUCUGGCCCUGGGACUCUGUGCGUAACAACUUGCGCAGUGCUCUGACAGAGAUGUGUGUGCUGCAUGACGUGCUAAGCAUUGUCAAGGAGAAGAAAUACAUGGCUCUUGACCCUGUAUCCCAGGAUCCCGCUGUUACCAAGACGCCUCAGGUCUUCCAGUUGAUCAGUAAGAAGAAGUCUUUGGCUACUGCCGCCCAGAUCCUCUUGAAAGGGGCAGAGAAACUGAGCAAGUCUGUGGCCGAGAACCAGGAGAACCGACGGCAGCGGGACUUCAACUCCGAGCUCCUGCGACUGCGUUCUCAGUGGAAGCUCCGUAAAGUCGGAGACAAGAUCCUGGGAGACCUGAGCUAUCGCAGCGCUGGGUCUCUGUUUCCACACCAGGGCACGUUUGAAGUCAUUAAAAAUACAGACAUCGAUCUAGACAAGAAGAUCCCGGAGGAUCACUGUCCGCUCAACGUGCAGAUUCCCAGUGACCUGGAGGGAUCUGCCUACAUCAAGGUCUCUAUUCAGAAACAGGCACCUGAUAUAGGUGAUCUUGGCACCGUAAAUCUCUUUAGGAGACAACCCAAAACCAAACCAGGUUCCCAGGCAUGGCAUUUAAAGCUGGAGGCAGCUCAGAAUGUGCUGCUGUGUAAGGAGAUCUUUGCUCAGCUCUCCCGAGAGGCUGUUCAGAUUAAAUCCCAAAUCCCCCACAUUGUGGUAAAAAAUCAAAUCAUCUCUCAGCCAUUUCCAGGUCUACAGCUGUCCAUAUCUCUAUGUCAUUCAACGGGAGAGAAAAAGAACCAGAGGGCUUCACCGGAGAAAACCAAACCAGACGAUCAUCUCUACGUGUUGGAACACAACCUGCACCAGCUCAUUAGAGAGUUCCAUAAGCAAACGCUGAGCUCUGUGGUAAUGCCUCACCCGGCGAGUGCACCGUUUGGACAUAAACGUUUGCGACUGGCUGGGCCAAUGGCUUAUGACAAAGCUGAGAUCAACGCUCUGCAACAGAGUGAAGGACUGCUGGAGAAAAUCAUCAAACAGGCCAAACACAUCUUCCUCAGGAGCAGGACGGCACGUACCAUUGACAGCCUGGCCAGUCGAAUCGAAGACCCUCAGAUCCAGGCCCACUGGUCCAACAUAAACGACGUCUACGAGUCCAGUGUCAAAGUGCUCAUCACGUCUCAGGGCUACGAACAGAUCUGCAAGUCCAUCCAGCUGCAGUUGAAUAUUGGUGUGGAGCAGAUCAGGGUGGUACACAGAGAUGGUAGAGUCAUUACCCUCUCACACCAAGAGCAGGAGCUACAGGACUUCUUACUCUCUCAGAUGUCCCAGCACCAGAUCCAUGCAGUGCAGCAGCUGGCCAAGGUCAUGGGCUGGCACGUGUUGAGUUUCAGUAACCACGUCGGCCAUGGCCCCAUCGAGAGCAUCGGCAACGCCUCAGCCAUCACUGUGGCGUCUCCAAACGGGGAAUACGCUAUAUCAGUACGAAAUGGGCCUGAAAGUGGUUGUAAAGUACUGGUUCAGUUCCCGCGCAGUCAAGCCAAGGACCUGCCCAAGAGCGACGUGGUCCAGGACGCCAAAUGGAACUAUUUGCGGGGCCUGUAUAAGGAAGUGCACUGGAGCCGAAUGGAGGGAAAGAACUUUGUCUAUAAGAUGGAGCUCCUGAUGGCAGCUCUGACGCCAUGUCCCUAGAACUGACUUUAUCGGUCCUUUUCAAACGUAUCGUCUGUCUCUCCCGUUGUCUCUCCAUCUGUCUCUCUCUCUCUCUCUCUCUCUCUCUCCAUCUCUCUCUCUCUCUCUCUCUCUCCAUCUCUCUUUCGCUGCUGAGCAUUGCUCUCAAAUUUGAAUUAUGUCUGAAAUGCUCUGAUAUUUAAAUACAUGCAAAUGCAGGCAUA
Messenger RNA from Chanos chanos (milkfish), 2229 nucleotides. RefSeq names its product mediator complex subunit 17 (gene med17). Gene Ontology annotation, cellular component: mediator complex; core mediator complex. Gene Ontology annotation, biological process: regulation of transcription by RNA polymerase II. Gene Ontology annotation, molecular function: transcription coregulator activity. The record is from RefSeq and is a predicted model, not a curated record. The coding region runs from base 95 to 2026 and encodes 643 amino acids. The transcript has 12 exons. Lineage: Eukaryota; Metazoa; Chordata; Actinopteri; Gonorynchiformes; Chanidae.